AUCAACCACGAUUAGUAAGCUCACAAAUUAUAAAGAGAACUAGAGAAACGGAGAAAAGAAAUUGGAAGCAAAGCAAAGCUCAUGGAAUGAAGACAUAACACAGGAAUUAAAACCCAGCAUAACACAGAACGCAAAGUCUUUGACCAGGACGAGUACAAACAAGGGUGGUGUGAACUCCUAAAGAUGGCUGGAAUCAAGACAUCCAGCGGAGAUUACAUAGACAACUCCUGGGAGUUGAGGAUCUACGUGGAGGAGAUGGGAGAAGAAGCGGAACCGGUAGUACUUAGGGUGACGGGUGAACUUCACAUUGGGGGAGUCAUGUUAAAGGUGGUGGAGAAAAUCGGGAGGACACACAACUGGUCUGAUCACGCUUUGUGGUGGGAACAAAAGCGCCAAUGGCUACUGAAGACCAAUUGGGCUCUGGACAAAUAUGGGGUUCUUGCAGAUGCCAUUCUCCAUUUCACCCCCCAACACAAGCCUGUCAUCCUUUCUCUACCCAACCAGCGCUCCCUGAGGAUACGGGUCUCCUUCUCCAGCACCACGUUCAGUGCAUGUGCAGAGGUCUGCAAAGUGCUAGGUAUCAGAAACCCAGAAGAACUUUCGUUUCUCAGGGCACCUGAGGAACGAGGGAAAAAGAAGAAAAAGGACAAAGAUACUGUGACUCAGGAGAUAUUUGAUCUAACCUACCUGCAGCCAGUCACUGACUCAGCUACCCAGAUGAUACAAGGAGGCGUUCCAUCUCAUUUUACAAGUCCGGAGGCGCAGGAGAGUUACCGAGCUCUGUCUGUCAGUCAGACGGGAAUCACCCCUGAAGAUAUACAGAAACGAUAUAAGCCUAUCACAGUGACCGAUAAGACAUUAGUACAUGGCAGGUGGUUAAACUCUUCCAAAUGUUUGCUGCAACAGGGCAUUCAGGAGGGAGACAGACUGUGGCUGCAGUUCAAGUAUUACACUUUUUAUGAUGUGGAUCCAAAGUUUGAUACUGUGCGCAUUAAUCUGCUGUUUGAACAAGCGCGCUGGGCAGUGCUACUGGAAGAGACAGAGUGUACAGAGGAAGAAAUGAUGAGAUUUGCAGCUCUGCAGUACCAUGUAAACAAAUUAUCAGUAACCUGUGACCCCAUGAGUCUGCCCCAAGACCCUGCUCUACAGGACCUGGAUGAGGCUCUUUCACAUCUGGAGGUGAAAUUAGAGGCAUCAACACCAAGUGAAGCCCUGGAUGGUAUCCAAAUGGAGCCAGAUCUGCAGGAUAAUUUGCGAGUUUUCAGGCCACGGAAAAUGACCCUGAAGGGCUAUAAACCUAACUGGGUUCUGCUAAAAAGCACUAAUUUAUCCUGUUACAAAAGCAAAGAAGAGGCCAGAGGAGAACCAUUGAUCAUGCUGGGCCUAAAGGGGUGUGAUGUUGUACCGGAGGUUAAUAUCGCCUCUCAAAAGUUCUGUAUCAAACUUGUAGUUCCAUCACCAGAAGGAAUGAAUGAAGUUUAUCUGCGCUGUGACAACGAGCAGCAGUAUGCCCGAUGGAUGGCUGGGUGUCGCUUGGCAGCAAAAGGACGUACAUUGGGUGAUCCAUCAUAUGAUGAUGAAGUCAAGAGUAUUUUGUCUUUUCUCAGCAUUCAGAAAUCCAGUAACCAAACUUCAAACUCCUUAGCCACAGACUCUACAAACAUGCAUGCCCUAGUUUCUCCUCGUUACCAGAAAAAGCUCAAACCAAAGCAGUUAACCCCUAGAAUUUUAGAGGCCUAUCAAAACAUUGCCCAGCUAUCGCUUGUAGAUGCCAAACUACGCUUCAUUCAGGCCUGGCAAUCACUCCCAGAUUUUGGGCUUUCGUACUUUGUUGUAAGAUUUAAAGGAGCCAGAAAGGAUGAGAUAUUGGGAAUUGCCAGCAACCGUCUGAUACGCAUAGAUCUGAGCGUUGGGGAUGUUGUAAAAACCUGGAUGUACAGCAAUAUGAAACAGUGGAACGUCAACUGGGACAUCAGACAGGUUUCCAUAGAAUUCACAGAGAAUAUUAAUGUUGCAUUCACGUGUGUCUCAGCUCCAUGCAAAGUUGUUCAUGAGUACAUUGGAGGCUACAUUUUCAUGUCCACACGUGGUAAAGAUGGUGGAAGCAAGGGACUGAAUGAAGAGCUUUUCCACAAGCUAACAGGUGGCCACGAGGCUCUUUAAAUAUCACCACGACUACAUCUAUUCAUCGUCAUGCCUCAGAAAUGGAUCAUUUUUAGCGGACUCAAUAAGCCUAUGAUAUCCUUAUUGGUCUAUGUAAAUGUCAGGUGGACAAUAAACAUCUACAGACUGUUUCUUUCCAUGUCUACUUUGCACGAUCAUCCAUUUAUCAUCACCUCAAGUCUAAAGUCUCAAAUCAGCCUUCACGGUCAUGGGAGGAUUAUACAUACAUGAGAUCGUGCCUACUACAGUUUAGAUCCACAUACACUCCAACCUGACAGAUUUGU
Pelobates fuscus (common spadefoot toad) is the source of this 2447-nucleotide messenger RNA. It is a transcript of the gene FERMT3, whose product is annotated as FERM domain containing kindlin 3. The transcript has 15 exons. Gene Ontology annotation, molecular function: integrin binding. NCBI's taxonomy places the organism in Eukaryota, Metazoa, Chordata, Amphibia, Anura, Pelobatidae. Gene Ontology annotation, biological process: leukocyte cell-cell adhesion; integrin activation; integrin-mediated signaling pathway. Bases 184 to 2163 code for a protein of 659 amino acids. The record is from RefSeq and is a predicted model, not a curated record. Gene Ontology annotation, cellular component: cell-substrate junction.